Messenger RNA from Gossypium raimondii (Peruvian cotton), 1107 nucleotides. RefSeq names its product calmodulin-binding transcription activator 5. Bases 429 to 1013 code for a protein of 194 amino acids. The record is from RefSeq and is a predicted model, not a curated record. The transcript has 8 exons. Gene Ontology annotation, cellular component: nucleus. Gene Ontology annotation, molecular function: double-stranded DNA binding; transcription coregulator activity. Lineage: Eukaryota; Viridiplantae; Streptophyta; Magnoliopsida; Malvales; Malvaceae. Gene Ontology annotation, biological process: regulation of transcription by RNA polymerase II.
AAAAUAUUUUACAAACACAGUAAAAUCCAAAGCUUUUUUUUGGAAAUUGUCUUACCCAUUUCUCUACCGUAAGACAUUUUCCCUUUCUCCUUUCUCUUCUUCAACCUUCUUCUGUUAUCUCUAUCUGCUAAGGCCGGCAUAUCGCAAAAGAUUCGGCCCUCUGCUAAGAGUGGUUCCAGUUGAUUUACCUCCCCAUUUUCGAUUACUUGAGUUAAAAAAAAAUCGUUUUCUGGCGUUUGAUUUUGUCGAUGGAGGAUGGUGGUUGUGCGAGUCUCGUCGGAGCUGAGAUUCAUGGAUUUCAUACAUUGCAAGAUUUGGAUGUUAAAAACAUGUUGGAAGAAGCCAAGUCAAGAUGGUUACGCCCAAAUGAGAUUCAUGCUAUACUGUGCAACCAUAGAUAUUUCUCCAUUUAAGCGAAGCCAGUGAACAUGCCGAAAAGUGGUACCAUUGUAUUGUUUGAUCGAAAGAUGCUGAGGAACUUUCGAAAAGAUGGUUAUAAUUGGAAAAAGAAAAAGGAUGGGAAGACUAUUAAAGAAGCUCAUGAACACUUAAAAAUUGGUGAUAAAGAAAGGAUUCAUGUAGAUUAUGCACAUGGUGAAGAUAACUCAACCUUUGUUCGCAGGUGUUAUUGGCUGCUAGAUAAGUCUUUGGAGCAAAUAGUUCUUGUUCAUUAUCGUGAAACAAAUGAGGUUUCACUAGCCACACAUUCAAAUUCGAGUUUGUUAAUAGAUCAGUCUACUCCUUUGCUUGUUACAGAAGAGUUUGAUUCUGGAAUUGCUAAUACAUAUUCUGAAGAACCAGGUGAGAGUGUUAAUGUUAGAAAUCAUGAAAUGAAGCUUCUUGAGAUUAAUACACUUGAAUGGGAUGAGCUUCUGGUGGCAAAUGGUGCUAAUGAUUCGAUUGCAUCUAGAGGAGGUAUUGUAUUAGUUUCCAGUAUAAGCAGUAACACUUAUUUAGUUGCUGAAUUGUUCACAUAUUUUGGUUGUGAUAGCAGACAAUGUUUCUUGCUUUGACCAACAGAACCAAAUGGCAGUAAAUGACUUCUCAAAUUAUGUAAGCAGAACCAUUUCAUAGCUCUUAAGUUCUUAUAUAUUUUAAAUUUGCUUU